Messenger RNA from Exaiptasia diaphana, 876 nucleotides. RefSeq lists its product as uncharacterized. The record is from RefSeq and is a predicted model, not a curated record. NCBI's taxonomy places the organism in Eukaryota, Metazoa, Cnidaria, Anthozoa, Actiniaria, Aiptasiidae. The transcript has 2 exons. The coding region runs from base 337 to 876 and encodes 179 amino acids.
CAGCUUGGUUUUUGAUAGUAAUUAUUGUUAGUAAAGUAUUGCAUUUUUUCGUACGUUCCUUUUUAUUUCCUUUUUCAUUGUUUCUUUCGUUUUCUUUCAUUUUCCUGACAUUUUCAUUUUUCCUCGCAUUUCGUUCUAAUUUGCUGUUUGUACAUUGUCAUUGAACAGCUGUAUAUAAACUGAAUUUUGAACGAUUGAUUUUGAUAUAACAUUUGUUUUCGCAUGCAGCUGUACUAGCUAUAGAACUUUACCAUCGCCACGUAACUUGGAUAUUUCCUAGACCACAUCACUUUCAAAUCUAAAUUAUAGAAAUUGAUAGUCAGAUUGUUCAAAGAGAUGUUUCAUAGCUACCUUCUAUUUAUCUUAAAAUGUUCCCAAUUAUUAGCCAUACUCUCGAUUUAUAAGUCAUUUGCCUACUCGAAAUAUGGAAUUGAAAAAAUAACCGCCAAAAACUACGAGGAGAAAGUUCUAAACAGUGAAAAAGACGCAYRUAUAUUGAUAGUCAAAAAUGUCGGCAAAAUAUCCCUGGAGGAGCUGAUGGAGUUUGAAUUCCGUCUCCGAGGUUUGUUUAUAAGAGUGGGUAUCAUYGAUCCUCAAAAGGAUGGAGCAUUUUUGAAGAGAAAGGGUUUUCUGGACAACAAYAAUUCGUAUCCUUUAGCUCGUGUUUUUCCGUACGGUGGUUGGAAGRUAAAGGUAGCUGGUAAGAAAGAUGUGCGAACUUUGAAAGAAGCGAAGAAAAUGGCGCUACAAAGUAUACCCGACGAAACAACGAAGAUACAUUCAGACAAAGAACUAGAGCACUUUGUUCAUUCAUCGUAUGGAACGUCGCCUCCUCGUUUUCCAGUGAUUCUAUUCUCGGGUAAAACAAACAAAUAA